Molecule: messenger RNA, 6066 nt
Organism: Lineus longissimus
Lineage: Eukaryota; Metazoa; Nemertea; Pilidiophora; Heteronemertea; Lineidae
Product: mediator of DNA damage checkpoint protein 1-like
Exons: 18
Coding region: 61-5490 (1809 amino acids)
Molecular function (GO): protein binding
Source: RefSeq, a predicted model, not a curated record
GUAAUUGCGCCCCUAAACCAACUGACAACUCGACUUCCCCGGUACUGAAACUUUAACGUCAUGGAUUAUGAGUGUACUCAGGCCAUCCCGUUAAGUGAUUAUGAGGAGGAGACUGACGAUGGGCGCACAGAUGAUAAAAGUCCAGUUGGUCAGCUCCUGGUGAAUUGUCAAAAGGGCUUCCCAGAGACUAUCUUCCCGCUUUAUGAGGGUGACAAUGUGAUCGGCCGCCAACAAGACAAAGUCAACAUCUACAUCCCCCUGAAGGCCAUCUCUAAACAACAUGCCUGUAUUGAGAUCAGAGAUAGAGAAGUCCACUUCAUCUAUGAUAUGGAGAGCCGCAACAAGUCAAGAAGAGGAAAGAUGUUCCUUACCCCCAAGGUGAGGUAUGAAUUGAAAGAUGGAGACACACUCCUCUUUGGGGACGUAACUACUGUUUACAAAAAGGUAGUGGAGACUAAACCAGAUGAUGCUGGGAGUGAGACAGGAUCAGAGACGGGAUCAGAAUCGAUGUUAAUCAAUGUUUCUGCCGUAGAUUCACAGAAUGAUUCUGUGGGUCCUCCUCCAAAUGAUCAGGGCACUGAUACGGUGCGUGUUGAGGAGUCGUUCAUCGAUGAUGAUGCUGCAAGUGAUGCUAGUGUUGACCUACUUGCAGCCACAGCGGCAUAUGGAGCUGGUGGCAGUCAUGUGACUGUCGAAGAAACCCCCAUUCCGUCACGGACCACAAAAAGAAUAAAUGAGUGUGACAUAACCAUUCCAGAAUCACCAUUGGAUGCUGAUGCCACAAAACCAACCUUACGUGUUUCUGCUUCAGGAGAUGAUUCCUACGUUUUCGACGCACCGACACAAGCUUACAGAGAUCCUGAUGGGGAGGAUACCAUCCCUGACCGAAUAUUCGACUGUCCAACCCAGGCAUAUGGCAACGACGAGGAUGAUGAUGCUACUGAUGAUGAAGCGGUUAUUGACUUGGACGGACCGACCCAGGCGUACCCUGGUGGUGCUAGCCCUGUGUUUGGUGGGCCAACGCAGGCAUAUGGGGAUCAGGAUGGAGAAGGACCAACUCAAGCAUAUGCUCUGGAGAAGGAGACAAUUGAGCCAACUCUUGCCUACAGUAUGGACGGUGUUAAAGUGACCAAAGAUAAGUCAAAACCAACAAAAACGACAAAGCAGGAAUCGGAAGGUUUUUCUUUGGAGAAAACAGAAGAAGGUGAUUCUGACUUUGACCCGAGUAUUUUGGAAGGUCCCACACAGGCCUACCCAGACCCAGAUGCUGCCAGACCAACGCAACAGAUGGAGGAAGAUUCGCCUGCAUAUGGUUUCCUUGGCUCAACGUUCGUCAGCCCCCAGGGAGGGAAGGUCUCGGCAACAGUAUCAUCUUCUGCUAGUACUGUUUCUCCAAGCACUCAGCCCACGCAGUUAUUGAGGAAGGACUCUGAGGAUCAAACGCAGAUCCUCCCCGGGACGAGUGCGGCAGAUGUGCCAACUCAGAUUCUCUCAUCACCGAAACACACAAAGUGUGACAUCCCAGACACUCUAAUCAUUUCAUCUCCUAAGCAUAACAAGGAAAAAAUCCCAGACACCAUGGUCAUUUCUUCUCCAGAGUAUACCUCCGAAAGCCUGUUACAUGCAGGAAAGAAGGGCAUAUGGCCCCCAUGUGCAGGCAGCAUCAAUGAGUCAAUUGACAGUGAGGCGUCCACACAGAUCUUGGAUGCAUCCCCUAGCCCACCGAAACGGAAAGCUAAGAAAGUGUCCAUCUUCUCUGACCAGCCGACGCAAGUGUAUGGUGAAGAUUCUAUUGAGGGCGAGAGUGGUGGUUGUGGGUUUGAUGACGAAGCUACGCAGAAAUAUGACGAUGUUGAAGCAACGCAGGCGUAUGGGGAUGAGGGAGAGGCGGAGACUCGGGCGUAUGGUGAUGUUGAGGUUGCUGAGACCCAAGGGUAUGGGGAUGAGGCAGCAACGCAAGCGUAUGGUGACAAUGCUGAGACCCAAGCCUAUGGUGACCCAGGAGAAGAGGCUGAAACCCAAGCAUAUGGGACUGAUGAAUGCAGGGUGCCUCUUGAAGAAAUGCAGACACUGGCUUAUGAUGACGGGAAUGAAGUCGAGACCCAGGGUUUUGGGGAUAAUGCAAAUGAGAUGGAGACCCAAGCAUAUGGUUGUAAAGCUGAUGAGAUGGAGACUCAAGCUUAUGGUACUAAAGCUGAUGAGAUGGAAACCCAAGCUUAUGAUGAUGAUGUAGAUGAUGGAGAAACCCAAGCCUAUGGAUUAGAAGUAGUUCCAGACAGUGAAGAAAUUGAUACCGACAAGACAGAGACCAAGAGAUACGAGGAAUUCCCAGAAAGCAUGGAGGAUAUAUUUGAAGAUGUCCGGAAAAGAAAAAGCCAUGUGUUUCGGAAGCCUUUAGAUUAUUCCGAGGAUGAUGAUGAAACACAGCCAAUGACGGAGGAGCUUGAUGAUGAGCUGCCAGACCUUGAUGCAGAUGCUGCCGUUGUCGAACAAGAGUUGGAUGUUCCUCCUGAUGUUGCCCUAGAAAAUGAAGCAAGCAACAUUGUUGACGAACAUGACAUUGAAGAAAAGAAUGUCCGAGAGGUCAAGUCAUUUGCAGAAAAGAGCAAAGAGGAAAUUGUGGUGGAGGUUUCAGAGGGUUCAUCUCGUGGAAAAGGUUGUGGAAAGAAAACAGAUAGACAAAAAUCUCCUGAAAAGCCUAAAGCUGCCGAAUGCAAGGACACUGAUGUUGUCGUCAAAGAUGCUGUUGUUGUUGGCAAGGGCACUGAUGGAAAGGCGGCAGCAAGUGAGAAAGAGUCAGGGUCAAGGCGUGGUUGUAGGAGCAGACAUGGUAGGAAUGUAUCAGAAGAUGGGCCUGUGUUACUAGAUGUAAGAGAGAUCGGCCUGAGACAGAAACCUGUUCCUGAGGGUGAGACUGCCCCCUCCCGCUCGGAACAAGGGAAGGCGAAGGAUGAUAUUAUUGACGAGUCAAAGUCAAAGCGGGGGAAGUCUAAGAAGGUGGAGGAAGAUGACGAGUCUGAGGCACCGCAAGGUACUGGAAGGUCAAGAAGAGGGAAAAUGAAGGGAAAGCCAGAAGAAUCUUCAACUGAGCUGAUUAGUCCUGUUAGGAAAGCAAUAGAAGAAGAACUUGUUGGAGAGACCGGGCCAAGAGCCUUCAAGUCAAAGAAGGUGGUUGAUACUGGGGAUAGUUCGGAGCUGGUUGUUCCCAAAAGCACGUCCAGGAGAGGAGCGUCUCAAGUGAAGGAAGAAGGCCUUCCUGAUGCCUCCACAUCUGGCAGUGUUGCAGAUGAGGCUGGGGAUGGGGUAGCUAUGCCAGUAGUUGAACGAAGUAGGGGCAGACAAAGAACUCGAAAGAAAAAAGAUGAUGAUUCAAACUCUGUGGUUUCAGAAAAUAUAGAUUCGGAAUCUUCUGGGAAAAUUGGUAGUAAUAGGAGAGGCAAGGAACCGAGUCCUGCUGUGACAGAGUCUAAGGUCACAAGGGGUGCGAUGACAAGGCGUUCUCUGCCUGCUGAAGUUGUGAAGCCUCUGGGGACACCAAAAAGAGGGAGGCGAUCUGUUGCAUUUACUGGUUUGGAAGAUGAGAGCGAAUUAGUCACAUCUGAAGUCUCGGAGAAAGAUAUUCCAAGCACAAAAGCUGGGAGGAAAGGCAGAGGGAAAGCUGCUUCGAAGCUGUCGCCGGCAAAGGAUGACCCAGAAGAAGAUAGGGAAUCGGUCGCAUCCGAGGUGUCGGAGAAAGACGUUCCAAGCGCAAAAGCUGGGAGGAAAGGCAAAGGAAAAGCUGCUUCGAAGCUGUCAAGGGAGACAGAAGAACUGGCAGACGCUGUUUCAGGAGAUGCUGAGGAUACCGGGCAAGGGAAAGGGAAAAGGAGCAGACGCAUGAGCAAGAAGAUGACAGAGGCUGUUGAUGCAGCGGCUGAGACAGACAAAGCUGAGACUGUUGGUAAUGCAAAGGGAAGGAAAGGCAAGCAGACGAAGAAUGAAGAAGCAGACGUCUGUGAAUCAAAACAAUCAAAAGGAGAGGAGCCUGCUGAAGAAUCUGUGAAGUCAAUACGAGGGAAAAGAAGUGCAGACAUUAGUAAGAAGGAAGAUUGUGAUGCUUCAGCAACAAAGCGCACCAAACGUGGUGCUAAAAAACAAGAGGAAGAAGAAAAGGAAGCAGAUGAUGUUGAGGAGGAAAGUCAUGCUGCUUCAGCUUCCAAACGAUCAAAGCGAGGUGCUGACAAGAAGGAGGACGUUGUUGAAGGGGAAAAUGUUGAGCCAGAACCUGAGACAAUAAAGUCGAAGCGGGGAAGAAGGGCUGGUAAAAAGAUAGAACAUCCAAAAGAGGAAGUGAAGGAGGAGCCUGAAACUAUCAGUAGGGGGAGCAGACGGCAAAGUGAUGUAAAGGUGCCAGAUGACAAGAGAGGUAAAGGAAAAGUCACUGCUGAAGAGGAUGAUAUAUCAUGGAGUAGGUCGUCUAGCAGAGGAAAGAAGGAAGAGGAUGUAAAGCCAGUGUUGCCAGCACCUCGUGGGAGGGGAAGACGGAGUCAUCAGCCCGCAGCUGAAGAUGAUGAAACAGAUUCAAUGUCCACAACAUCUGAAGUAUCGGAAGUCACCACAGCAUCCUCAGCUAGAGGGAGGCGUGGGAAGACAAUGGCAGUGGAACAAUCCCCGGCCACGACUCCAAAAGGUGCUAGAGGGAAGAGGACAGCUUCUAAUGAAAGCAAGGAGCCUACAGCAACACCAACCAGAGGGAAUACACCGGCAGCAACGCCAACCAGAGGGAAGGGAGCCAGUGCAGCGGUAGAACGACUCACUAGUCCUAGGUUACAGAAUUUGCCAGGAGAACAACAUCAUAAGAUAUUAUUCACUGGAGUUGUUGAUGACAAAGGACAGAAGGUGGUGAAAGAUCUCCGAGGAGAACUGGUGACUGGAACUGAUGAUUGUACCCAUCUCGUUACCGAUCGAGUGCGUAGGACUGUCAAGUUCCUUUGCUGCCUUGGUCGGGGGGUGCCGAUAAUCAGCACAGAUUGGCUGGACAGAUGUGCAGCUGCAAAAAGAUUUGUCGAUCACACUCUAUUUAUAGUCAAAGACGCCGAAAAUGAGAAGAAGUUUGGGUUCAAACUGUUGACAAGUCUACAGAAGGCAGACGCACACAAGCUCUUCACGGAUUACAAGAUACAUGUCACCAAGAAUGUCAAACCUGAUCCGUCCAGUAUGAAACAAAUUAUCGUGUCAGCAGAGGGAAAGUACCUGCCGACCAUGCCCAAGAAGGGAGACGAACGGACUGUGAUAGUAUCUUGUGAUGAAGAUAAACGAUUGUGCCAGGCUGCCUUGAAUGCUGGGGUCCAUGUGGUCAGCAAUGAAUUCGUCUUAACAGGCCUCUUGCAGCAGUCUAUUGACAUUGAAAAAUUUAGCUUAUUUACCUCCGAACAAGUCAGUGGGAGUGUGGCGAGGAAGAGGCCGGCUCAAGGAACGCCUGGGGACAGUGCAAAAAAGCAACGCCGGUGAUAUUGAUUAAGAAAAUGACAUUUUUAAUCUGUGACCUGUAAUGCAUUGAGACUUCAAUCAUUUGGGCCAAAUUUGCCAGAUGACUUGCAUUAAGCUGCUUAGUUUUGAAUUAAUCAACGUUGGCGCGUUCAUAUUUUGUGGUGUCUCCUCUGGGGUUGUGACUACAUGUACAUAAAAGAAGUUGUGACCAGCACAACAAUUAGUUUCGGUGGGACUGUCUCAAUGGAGACAAUUGCUGACUGCUACAAGAUUGUGAACAGCCCAGCCCAGAUGGUACCCUGUCCCAAAGUGUCCAUUUACUUACUUGAAAGUGACCUCUACUUUGGUUUCUUUGCUGCAUGAAGAGCGGAUUGCAUGUAGAAGUCCACAUUUGAUGUCCUCUCAUUGUGGGCGACCGUUGUGUUCAGAGCAUCACACUACCAGCAUCACAUGACCAAUUGUGAUAAUUUAGGUAAAAACCCUCAAUGAUGUAUAAGAGAACAUGUACCUCUUUGAAUGUUUGCUAGAGGUGUGAUCAAUAGUUUCAUCAUAGUCCCAGUGCAAUAGGUUUGGUACUUCAUGAGUUCAGAAUGUUAA